Messenger RNA from Dibothriocephalus latus, 327 nucleotides. The record is from the annotation of a GenBank genome assembly. Lineage: Eukaryota; Metazoa; Platyhelminthes; Cestoda; Diphyllobothriidea; Diphyllobothriidae.
AUGCUGCAGGAGAGGCGGACAGUGUGUCAACAACUUAAAAAUAACAAUUCAAGCGACAAUGGCAGCACCACCACCACCACCACCACCACGGAUAAAGCAAAGGCCAGCCCCACAGUUACAACUGCAGCCCUAGACAACACCACAAAUACAACCGCAACCCCAGAAAGCACCAUAGCUAGCAGUACAGGCCAAGCCGAGAGCACCACAGCUUCAACCACUGCUACCGACAAUGGUGGAAACUCGACUGCGACCUCCGGUGCUUCGGCUUUGCUGAUAGUCCAGUGUGGCCUAUUUUCCCUUCCUCUUGCUUUGCUCUCCAAAUUUUAA